Messenger RNA from Pogoniulus pusillus (Red-fronted tinkerbird), 2553 nucleotides. It is a transcript of the gene AGXT, whose product is annotated as alanine--glyoxylate aminotransferase. The record is from RefSeq and is a predicted model, not a curated record. The transcript is spliced from 11 exons. Bases 150 to 1943 code for a protein of 597 amino acids. Lineage: Eukaryota; Metazoa; Chordata; Aves; Piciformes; Lybiidae. Gene Ontology annotation, molecular function: L-serine:pyruvate transaminase activity; L-alanine:glyoxylate transaminase activity. Gene Ontology annotation, cellular component: peroxisome.
GCCACGGGGUGGCAAGGUUGAUGCUCAGAUGGUUCUCCCCAAGCCCUGCAUUGGAGGUGUGGGACCUAAGCAGGCAGGCAACUCCAGCACAGAGGAGGUCUGUAAGGUCCAGGAGAGGAGAUGCUGACUGAUGCGGGAGGAGGAAGACAAUGGGCAGGUGUAGGGCUCCUCCCUGGGAGCCAGGGUGCCCAAGCACAGGGCUCUGCACCUGCCCCUCCACCCAGAGACCACCUCAUCCUCCAACGACAAGCCAUCAGCGCUGGUCCGUAGUGACAUGGCAGCCCUUGCCUAGCUGCCCCCAAGUGCAAGCUCAGCAGCAGCAAGCAAAAGCCUCGGCUUGGCAGCCGUUUUGCAAGCCCACCCCGACGCCGCGACAGCCUCGGGGGCACCUUCAAACACUGGUGCUGCUCAGCACCGCUAAAGAUGUCUCCGCUUCACGGACAGAGACACCUGCCCUCAGGGGACAGCGGAGCUGCCUCGGAGGUGACAAGGGCUCCCUGUGCUCCCUCUCACAGGCUGCAGGGACGUCAUCCUCUCCUUCCCCGCCCCAGGCGGGUAGCGGGGCUGCAGAGGCGUCGCCUCGUUCCCAGCAAGCCCCCCCCCCGCCCGAAGCUCGAUGCUUCUGGAAGCCAGGGAGGCACCCGCUGCCGGCCGCGAUGCGGACCCGAGGGAAGCCCUCCCCGUCCCGGCCUCAUUCCCCGCACCUCGGUGGUCCUCGUAAAAUGGCGGCCAGCAGCAGGCCCCCAGCCCCGCCGGACUCCCGGAGGGGCGUAUCGCUCCCCCCACGCCUCGCUGCUGUCGGGACCGAGAGGGACGGCAGCGCUAGGACCGCUCCUCCUGCAGCGUCCGUAGUGGCGAGGCUGCCCCGUCUGGGGUCUGCUGGGAUGAGGAGGUCAACAAUGGUGUCAGCUGGUGUCCUGCUGCCACAGGUGAUGGAUGAGAUCAAGGCAGGCAUCCAGUAUGCCUUCCAGACACAGAACCAGCUGACCUUGGCCAUCAGCGGCACUGGCCACUGUGCCAUGGAGGCUGCCCUCCUCAACCUCUUGGAGCAUGGUGACACUACACUGGUGGCCAUCAAUGGCAUCUGGGGACAACGUGCUGCCGACAUCGCCAGGAGACUAGGAGCCAAUGUCCAUGAGCUGCUGAAGCCGCCGGGUGAGUACUUCACUCCGUGGGACAUAGAGGAGGGCCUGGUGCACCACAAGCCCUCAGUUCUCUUCAUCACCCAUGGCGAGUCCUCCACGGGGGUGCUGCAGCCGCUGGAGGGGCUGGGCAAGCUGUGCCACCGGCAUGGCUGUCUGCUACUUGUAGACGCAGUGGCAUCACUUGGGGGAGCCCCCAUCUUCAUGGACCAGCAGGAGGUUGAUGCUCUGUACUCAGGGUCUCAGAAAGUCCUCAACGUCCCCCCUGGCAGUGCCCUCAUCUCCUUCAGUGAGAGAGCCAGGGAGAAGAUGAUAAGGAGGAAGACAAAGCCCUUAUCCUUCUACUUGGACAUGAGCUGGCUGGCAAACUACUGGGGCUGUGAUGGGGAGCCACGGAGGUACCACCACACAGCACCGAUCAACAGCUUCUUCAGCCUGCGAGAAGGCUUAGCCAUGCUGGCAGAGCUGGGUCUGGAGAACUCAUGGGAGCAGCAUCGGGCUAACUGCGCCCAGCUGUGCCAGGGCCUGCGUGAUCUGGGCCUUGAGCUCUUUGUGAAGGAGGAGAAGGCAAGACUUCCCACCAUCACCACCGUCAGGGUGCCCAAGGGCUACGCCUGGAAAGAUAUCGUGGCCUUUCUCAUGGACAACCACGCCAUCGAGAUUGCCGGGGGCCUGGGUCCGUCUUUGGGCAAGGUCCUGCGAAUCGGCCUCAUGGGCUGCAACUCGACCAGCUGCAAUGUAGACCGUCUGCUGCGUGCACUGCGAGAUGCCCUCGGGCGCUGCCGCCGCAGCAGUCUGUGAGCAGCCCUGCAACAGGGUGGGGGAGCCAGGCAAGACGGUCCAGCACUUCCCUCCAUGCCCAGCUGCAGGCAGCUGGCUAGCAGAGGGACUCCACUGCCUCCCUCAGAUGCUGGCAGGAAACACUGCGCAGUGCAAUUCAAGCCAGAGCAGAAAAAAGAAUCUGGAAGAGCAGGAGACGUGGAGGUGAGGGCUACAGCUCGGCAAACACAGGAUGUGACUCAAAAGCCUUUCUUCGGGUCCCCCAUCCAGAGUCAUUCCUCACUCUGACAGCCUAGCCCCCCAGCUCCUCCUCUUUCCCCGGCCCCAAGGCAUGGCAGCCCUCACUGCAAGCUGACCGGAUGGCUGGAUGCAGGAUAGAACAACAGGUCCCUCCCCUCCCACCACCAUCAAUCCCGGCUGUCCCUGUACCAGAGCCCAGCAGUGCAGUAUGCCAGCCAUCCUCCCCUCAGAUUAGGUACCCUGGGCUGAAACACCUGCUCUGAAGGCAAGCUCUGUGAGAGGAAACAAGAGACUGUGCACCCUACCCAGCUGCAGCAGACAUGCCCUCACUCCCCGGUGCCAGCUUUCCUCAAUAAAGUGACAUGCCAGCAUGCUGCUCCCUGGCUCUGCA